Messenger RNA from Rhopalosiphum padi (bird cherry-oat aphid), 1444 nucleotides. Its product is annotated as pyroglutamyl-peptidase 1. Gene Ontology annotation, molecular function: pyroglutamyl-peptidase activity. The transcript has 2 exons. NCBI's taxonomy places the organism in Eukaryota, Metazoa, Arthropoda, Insecta, Hemiptera, Aphididae. Bases 181 to 810 code for a protein of 209 amino acids. The record is from RefSeq and is a predicted model, not a curated record. Gene Ontology annotation, biological process: proteolysis. Gene Ontology annotation, cellular component: cytosol.
AUAUUAAUAAAUCAUAAAUGAUAUUUUAAUUAAAUAAUUUAAUAAUUUAUUAGGAUAAUCAUAUCAGCUGUUGAUACUAAUUACUUACUAAAUACUUUUUGGUAAAAUAAAAAUUUAAGACGUAUUUCAAUAUUAUUUAAUAUAAUUAUUAUUAUCGCUUUUUAAAUUAAUUUAUAAAUUAUGAAUCCAAAAACGGUAGUUGUCACAGGUUUUGGAAUUUUUCGAGACUAUAAAGUAAAUGCAAGUUGGGAGGUUGCUCGAGUAUUACCUGAAACUGGCAUUACUGAUGAAUUAAAUAUAAAUUUGGUCACAGUCAAUAUUCCCGUGUCAUACAAAGAUGUUGAUCAGAUUGUGCCGGCACUCUGGGUCCAACAUGAACCUGCUCUAAUGGUUCAUUUGGGUGUAUCACACUUGGCUAAAACAUUGACUGUUGAGUUAGUUGCUAAUGGGCAUGGUUAUUGUAGUAUGGAUAUAUACGGAAAUGGUCCUGAUGAUAAGUGUUUGGUUAAUAAUGUAAUCGAAACGGGCUUGAAAAUGGAAUGCACUGAUGAAUUAGAUAUUUGCACAUCUCGAGAUGCUGGAAGGUAUUUAUGGACCAAGAGCAUUUACAGUUUUUCUAUAUUUUCAUUCAUAUUAUGUAUAUUAUACAGGUAUUUGUGCGAAUACAUUUAUUUUAAAUCUCUAUGUAUUAAUAAAAAUCAAACUAUAUUUAUUCAUGUACCACAAUUGGAUCAAGAUAACACAGUUCAUAAACUAGCAGAAAAACUUAAAUAUGUUAUUAAAAAAUUACUAGAACAAAUUACAGAAUGAUUUGAUAAAAUACCAAAUCAGUAAUUUAAUAUUUAUAUAUCUAAUUUGUGAUAAUUGUUCCAUUAUUAUACUUUACAUUUUAUAUUGUUAUAUUUUUAUACAAUCAAGUUACAGAAUGAUUUGAUAAAAUACCAAUUCAGUAAUUUAAUAUUUAUAUAUCUAAUUAGUGAUAACUGUUCCGUUAUUAUACUUUAAAUUUUAUAUUGUUAUAUUUUUAUCUUGAUGGUUUUUUUCAAUUUUAACUAUAUGCAAACAAAAAUUAUUUUUUAUAAUUAAUGGUUGUACAAAUUUAUUAUAUUGUGGUAUAAAUCAAAUUAUUUAUAAGCAUUUAAAUAAUCAAUCUAAUAUGUAGGUAUACAUUAGAAUAUAUAUAUUUACAAAUGAUUAAUUUAUUUGUAUAGUUAUUUAUUUGUAAGAUUAUUGAUUGUUAUGUGAUGUUAAUGAGUACAAAUUUUAAUUUUAAUUUAUACUUAUUAUCACAAUUAAGAGUGCGCUUACUAGUAUUUAUCUUACUACAAGGUAUGAGAAAAAACCGUUUAAUUUAAAAAGUUAAGAUUUUAUUUUAUUAUUUGAUUAAUGAAUGAUGUACCAAUUUACUUGUAAAAUUUUUAAAUAAAUAUAUGAUUUAACUUGA